UGUUUACCUAUCGCACAAUAAUCUUGUUGUUUGAAUUACGUUAUUAUUAUUAAAUAAUUGACCACCGCUAUUAUACCAAUAUAGAACAUGUAUUAUUUUACCGAUUUAAAAGAUAGAUAAAAUAAAAAUAAAAUUAUGUUCGUCAGGAACACAGUAAUGUUCCGGUACCCCAAGGAUUCGUAGAUUCACAGAUAUUGUGGUAUUUUCAAUUGCCUUAAAAUACUUGUUUACCAUAAAAAAUAAAUUAUGUUUUAACCGCUACAACAGAAACAUUUGCGUAUGAACCAUCAGUUUACAAUUACCAUAUGCGAGAGAAAAUUUAAAUUAAAUCCAGUAAAAGAAAAUGAUUUUUCCGAAGUUAAAUUUAAAUAAAAUCAGUGGUGCUCAGUUGUUUAUAAUCGGAAUAGUCGGGGCAUUAAUAACAGUAUCGAGUGGAUUGCUGGGUUUCAAGUUUAUACCAGAUUACAUCUAUAAAAAAAUAUGGGAAACGAAAAUCUUAAAAGAAAAUACGAUGGCCUGGGACACUUUUUUGAAAACUCCACUGCCUUUUGAGUUUAGAGUUUUUUUGUUUAAUAUUUCGAACCCUGAUGAUGUUAUGAAUGGAAUGAAACCAGUAGUAAAGGAAACAGGACCGUAUGUUUACAAACUGAACAGAUGGAAAGAAGCAGUCUCCUGGAAUUACGACACAAAAGAAAUAUCUUAUUACGAAUAUGAAUUUUACGAAUUUGAUCAAAACAGGUCUGGCAGCUUCAGGGAAAGUGACGUAGUUACAGUACUGAAUUUACCUUAUAACAGUUUGUUGUCCUUAGCACAGUCGAUUUCUGAGGAUUUCCUUCCCGUUUUGGAUACAAGCUUGCCUAACAUAUUUGGAGUUAACGAUGGCCUUUUUUUGACAACGUCGGUCAAAAACUUUUUAUUUGACGGCAUCCGAUUUUGUAGGAACGCGUCUCAAAGCGACGAUUUCACAACGAGAGCAGUUUGUGGACAAGUCAAACGACAAACGAGUCAAGCGAAACAGAUGAAAAUUGACGGAGAAGAUGUACUUUAUGCGACAUUGGAUUAUAGAAACAAUACACAUCAGGGUUAUUUUACCGUAAAAUCCGGACAAGAAAAUAAGCACGAAGCGGCAACACUGGUUCGAUUUGAAAAUGUGACGUAUUUGUCGGUUUGGGAUGGUGGAAAUUCGACAUGCAAUAAAAUUCGCGGGGUUACAGCAGUAUUUCCAGCUAAUAUAGAGAAAAAUAUGACAUUUGACACAUUUUCCGAAGAUAUUUGUAGAGCUAUAAAACUGAAUUAUUCUGGUAUACAGUACAUCAAAAACGUAGAAGGUUACAAAUUUGGUUCGGUAGAUGCCUUCAGGCGGUCUGAUGCAAAUCAAUGUUUUUGUUUGAAUAAGACGAUGGAUUUAGAUGGCGAGUAUAGAUGUUUUGAUGGAUUUUUAGAUUUAACAUCCUGUCAAGGAGCUCCCGCAUUAGUGUCGUUUCCACAUUUUUUAUACGCCGACGAGAAAUAUAUACAGGGUGUCCGUGGGAUUAAGCCCAACAAGACAUUGCACGAAACCUACAUCGUUUUGGAACCGAUGAGCGGAAUUCCACUGGCUUUAGCGAAAAGAGUACAGUUUAACAUGUUUAUAAGGCCUCUAGAAGGCAUAUCAAGGCUAGAAAAUGUCACUCCUGCUCUGGUUCCAAUUUUCUGGAUAGAAGAAUCAAUGACACUCAGCGGAUCCUACUUCGAUCUACUGAAGUAUACUCUGUUAAGAAGUUUUUUUAUAUUAAAAAUUGUACGUUGGAUUUUGUUAGCUAUAGGAUUAAGUAUUGUCCUCUUUUCAGUUUUUCUAUUUCUCAAUUUUAAAUAGGUUUUAUUUCUGUGAUAUAUUUUUUUCGACGGAUUUUGUGUUGUUGUAUUUUAGUAUUUUAGGCUAAAAAUAUUAAAUUAUAUAAAGGGUGUUUCUUAAAUAAGUUCAAAUAUAUUUAGGGGUGGUAUAUUGUGACCCCAGGAGCAUGUCUAUGGUUUUUUUUUCACAAAAAAAUGAAAAUUUGGUAUUUUUUGAAAAAAAUUUUGGAUAUUUUUUUAAUUUAAAACAUUUUUUGGUAGUACCCAGAUUAAAUUUCAGUGAUUCUCAAAAUGUUUGUAAUUAUUUUUUUUGAAAUUUUCAAAGUAAAAUAACUCAACUAUUUGAAAAGCG
Molecule: messenger RNA, 2185 nt
Organism: Sitophilus oryzae (rice weevil)
Lineage: Eukaryota; Metazoa; Arthropoda; Insecta; Coleoptera; Curculionidae
Product: sensory neuron membrane protein 2-like
Exons: 9
Coding region: 344-1855 (503 amino acids)
Cellular component (GO): cytoplasm; membrane
Molecular function (GO): scavenger receptor activity
Source: RefSeq, a predicted model, not a curated record